Messenger RNA from Anisakis simplex (herring worm), 864 nucleotides. NCBI's taxonomy places the organism in Eukaryota, Metazoa, Nematoda, Chromadorea, Rhabditida, Anisakidae. The record is from the annotation of a GenBank genome assembly.
AUGGAUGCGAAAAUGGCAGCACACGGGGCCGUUGGCCUUAGCUUACUUUCCUUGAUGGCAUGUAGCAUCUUUCUACCAUCACUAUGGAUGAAGAUCUCAUCGAUACAAGAUGACAUUCGAAUGGAUAUGGAAGAAUUUGAAGACUUACAACGAGGCGUCUUUAGUGAGGUGCGAAAAAGAGCAGAUCCUUCCUAUGAUGCAACAUUUAGCAUCGCCCUAAGGAAGAAACGUCAACUGUCUGCACCUGGCCAAUGUAACUGCAACGCUGACAAUACCUGUCCACCAGGCCGUCCAGGUGUUGCUGGAGUACCAGGUGAACAUGGCAGCCCCGGUUCACCUGGCUAUAGCGGCGCACGUGGAUUACCUGGAAAUGCCGCGCCGGUUCUUACAGAUACUCAGUUGAAUUGUCGCAUAUGCCCGAAUGGACCAGCGGGUUAUCCAGGUCCUCCCGGACAGCUUGGUCCGUCUGGCCCUAUCGGACCACCUGGAGAGUUCGGAAGUGUAGGUCAUGGUGGUUUCGACGGAAUCCUUGGCCGAUCCGGUGCAUCCGGUGAGCAUGGCAGCAAUGGAGAAAGAGGCGAAAAGGGUACAGCUGGAAAUGACGGAAGUCUUGGUCAACAAAGCUCACCAGGUACACCUGGUUCAAGAGGUCCGACCGGUCCACAAGGAUAUCCCGGACCGAGCGGUAACGAAGGAAACAACGGAUUUCAAGGAGCACAAGGACCUCCGGGUUCCAGUGGAGAUCCGGGGCCAGAUGGUUAUGAUGGACACCCUGGUGCUGCAGCAUCUACUGGAGCUCCUGGCGAGGAUGCGUCCUACUGUCCUUGCCCUCAGAGACGAGCAAAGGCUAAACUGGUUGCAUAA